Meira miltonrushii is the source of this 1490-nucleotide messenger RNA. RefSeq lists its product as uncharacterized. Lineage: Eukaryota; Fungi; Basidiomycota; Exobasidiomycetes; Exobasidiales; Brachybasidiaceae. The record is from RefSeq and is a predicted model, not a curated record. The transcript has a single exon. Bases 191 to 1417 code for a protein of 408 amino acids.
GUCAGCGGAAAGGCCCGCACCCGCCUUGGCAUAGCCCAUAAACACACGCUAAAAUAAGGAUUAUCAUGCGGGAAUACGACGAUGGCGUCAACUUUCAAACUCCACACUUUUGAAAGAUUGUACAAACAUUGGCAGUCAUUCUUUUGUUUCUCUUCUACCACCAUCCUCACAAACAAUACUGCUGCUCAUCAUGUCAGAUUCAGCAAGUUUAUUUUCCACAACUUCAACACUUUUUGAAUCACCUUAUACCGCUCUCAACUUUCAUAGUAGUCAGGCAGGUAAUGCUCCAAACACUGUACCAAUCGAAGAAUGUUGGGCAGUCUUGGUGGUAAACCAUGAUCGAUUCAAAGCAGACACGAAACUUCUGAGUAGUGUAGGCCUACCAAGCACAUACGAACGUGCUUCUCAACCUGGCUCAAGUAGGUCGGGAUUGGGUAAAUUGGACCUUCGUAAACGAUUACAAGUACAAAUUCCAUUUACGCAUCUUCAAAGUGCAUCGGUCGAUCGUAUUCCAGUUCCUACAACCAUCGAACAGCUGCUUGCAAAUCGUCCAGAAUUCAAAUAUGGCAGAAGACAAUCGUUGAUGGAAUUGAUGGUAGAAGAUUUGGUCGGAAUUCGUAUUCGCAGAAUUGAUGCAGCAGCGGUAAAAUUGUUGUUCAACGGGAAUGAUGUACGAGAUGCAACGAUCUUUUUUCCCGCUCAUGUCCUUCUACGAACGCCGAAUUGGGCAGUUCAGAAGAAGUUGAUCGGAGGCGGCGGUCAAUCCCAGACGUUCGCAAGUGCGCAAGUUAAAUGGGCUACUUGCAUUUUCACAUCACCCGUCGUGCCGGGUAGUGCGGAUGACAAUGACGAUAAAGCAUACAGAGCACAACGUGAGAAAGAGAUCCUGUCAAAAUUAAGCGUAGGUGAAACAGACGAUGUGAUUCUUGCAAGAUCCAAACCACCGUCUGAACGUAAUGAAGCGCUGUUGGAUAAGCUUUUGCUCUUCUUAGAGAGAAGGGGAGUGGUGUGGUGUAAAGUUGGACAUCUGGCUAAACCUUCGAUGUUGAAUUCGGAUCCUGUCCUUCGACCCCAGUUUGCCGUUCAAGGUAUGUUCCCUGAGCCAUUUUUGGACAGAUGCAAAGCAUAUUGCAAAGGAGCGGGAAUUAGCUUAAAUGGAAAAAAUAUGAUGAAACCAGAAGCAGAAGAAACGGCGAAAAGUAGUAGAGCACCUUUGAUCAUUGCGGCUGCAAAAGAUCACGUUUCAGCAUCCGACAUUGCAAGAACAAAAGGCAAUGUAGAAAUUGCCGGACAAGAUGAGGACUUGAUUCAAAAUUGGCAUGUCAAGGUUACCUUGGAACCUUAUAUGAUCGGUACGCCUCUUGCGGUUGGAGGUGCAGCGGCAGGUAUUGGUAUGGGAAUGGCUGGCGGUUUUUGAUUGACAUGCGGGCUAUAUGGACGCUUUCUUGACUUUUUUGUAUAUAAACAAUAAUUCGAUACCUACCUAUCAG